This is a messenger RNA of Rotaria sordida, 1404 nucleotides long. NCBI's taxonomy places the organism in Eukaryota, Metazoa, Rotifera, Eurotatoria, Philodinida, Philodinidae. The record is from the annotation of a GenBank genome assembly.
AUGGAAACAACAAAUAUGAACAGUAGACUAUCUACUGUAACACUCGAUCUCGAUCGAAUAAAUGAUUUUCGAAAAAGUCAAACAAGUUUGUUAAGUGCAACAAGUGAUGACGCAAGUGGUCAAAUUCAUGAACGACUAUUAAUGAGACAAAAUACAUGUCACGUGAACGAUAUCAACAAUUAUUAUUAUUCAAAGAAAAUGCCAUUGGAGGGAAGCUAUGCAAUAUGGAAUAAUCGUGGGGGUUCUGGUAAAACCAAUUUAACAUAUCAUUUGGCUAUUAAAUAUGCAUAUAGACAUCCAGAUAAAACAGUUCUUGUUGUUGAUAUGUGUCCACAAGCUGAUUUAAGCCAUGCUUUUCUUGGCGAUGAUGAAGAAGGUCAUGAUUAUGUUUCACAAAUUGGUUCACUUAAAAAGAAUCCUAUGAUACUUGAUGGUCAACAAUUUAUCCCACGUACAAUAUCUGGUUAUCUUGAUUUAUAUACAUCAGUUGGUUUACCAAAUAAUGUUGAUCCACGUACAUUUUUAUUUAAUGUAUCAAAAUUUAACAAUCAAUUACCUCGUAAUGUUUAUCUUUUAUGUGGUGAUACAUCUCUUGAAUUAUUAGGUAAAGCAAUGGAUUUAAAACGAAGUUCAAAUACAAUAACUCCAUAUACAAAUGCAUGGCGUACAAUAACACAAAGUUUACGUGUAUUUAUACAUAAAAUAGGUGAACGACGUGGAAUUAAAUUAAUGACAUUUAUUGAUACAAAUUCAUCAUUUAAUAUAUCAACUGAAAUAGCAUUAACAGCUGCUGAUAAAAUUAUUUUACCUGUUAGUGAAGAUCAUUUACAUCGAAAUGGUUUUGAAUAUUUAUUUAGUCUUCUCUAUGGAUUUUCUCAACCGUCCAGUAUAUAUUCUUAUUAUCGUCACUAUAGUUUUUAUUAUCGUGCCGAUGAAAAUGGCGUUAAAUUACCUAAAAUACAUUUAAUUUUAUGUACAGCAUCAUCAAUUAAUAAAGAAACAAAAUUAGGUAUAAAUAAUAAUUCAUUACCAAAACCUGAAGAAAUUAAUAAUUGUUGGCAUUUUGUUUAUGAUAUAUAUACAAAACAUCGUGAUGCAUUUGAAAUUCAUUCAAAUCAAAAACUAUCACCACGUUUAUCAUCAUCAUCAACAUCAUCUAAUGAUCAACAUUUUACAAGUUCAUUUAAUAAUCAUACAAAUAAUCUUAUACAAAUUGAAACAUUUGAAGAAUUUAUGAGUCAAUAUGUUAUGCAUAUUAAUAAUGAAUCCAAUAUUGUAUCACGUAUUGCUGUUAAAUCGCAUUCACCUUUAUUAGCUGUUAAACACCCUCAUCAUUCACAUGAAUAUCAAUCAACUGCACAAACUUUUGACAAAACAUUAAAUGAUAUUGUCGAACGUAUUUAA